Cyclocybe aegerita is the source of this 2235-nucleotide messenger RNA. The record is from the annotation of a GenBank genome assembly. NCBI's taxonomy places the organism in Eukaryota, Fungi, Basidiomycota, Agaricomycetes, Agaricales, Hemipholiotaceae.
AUGAAAUCACCUCUCGAGCUCGUCUUCAAACGCGUUGAAGGAUUGGAUGUUGCCAUGGACGUGUAUAUCCCAGACAGCGCGUCGAAGGAGGCGCCAGUGCCCGUGUUCCUCUGGUGGCAUGGGGUACCUCCUCACAUGCUGAAAGCGCCUGACAAGCACAAUCUCUGCCUUAUCUCGGCCGACUAUCGCCUCGCUCCUCAAACUCGACUCCCCGGUAUCCUAUCCGACUGCAAAUCCGCUAUCGACUUUCUACAUGCGAGCGAGUUCGCAGAGGCCACGGAAAACUGCGUCGACGUCUCGCGAGUGGUUCUCAGUGGGAGCUCUGCUGGUGGUUGGCUCUGCCUUCUCGCUGGGACUGGCAUCGGCUUCGAGGCGUGUGGGUUGGAACGACCCCGUCCUGUGCGCGGAAUCGUCGCUCUGUACCCCAUUACGGAUCUUCAAGACCCCUUCUGGAAGACAAAACAACAUCCAGUGUCGUACAGGGACCACAUUAUCGAUAGGGCUGAGGUGGAGCCCUUCGUCAAUCCCGAUGACGUGAAGACGACUUGGUGUGCAUUCGAGGAUAGGAGGUGGAUAUUUUACGACUACAUGGUUCAAGAGGCCAUUUUAUCGGAACUUCUGCUCGAUGGAACGGGAAUUCCAGAACGGUCAUUCAGCAUCGCCGACUCGUUGAGAUCGAAAAAGUUCAAACUGCCUCCGACUUAUAUCAUGACUGGGAAUAACGACAAGAAGGUUCCUCAUGUUCAGUCGACGAAUGUGUUUGAAGCGGCAAAGGCGAUAGGGGCAAGCAUAGAGUACCAUGAACUCGAGGGCUUAGAUCACGCCUUCGACUUCGACCCAAACGUUCAUUACGAAGAUACAAUCGCCUUCUCUCCCUCUACCAUGUCCCCAGCUCUCUAUUCCGCAACAUCGAACGGCAUCCAUGUCAAUGGCGUCCACACUAAUGGCAUCCACACUAAUGGAACUCACCCAUUAAAGAAACGCAUCGACGGCUUUGGAACACGCGCUGUGCAUGUAGGCUCCGAACCCAACGAGGAGACCGGGGCAGUCAUCCCCGCUAUAUCGCUCAGCACAACCUACAAGCAGCAGGCCAUCGGUGUGCACAAGGGCUUCGAAUACUCUAGAUCCGGCAACCCCAAUAGAAACGCCCUUGAGGAUACUCUUGCGGCAUUGGAAGGCGGCGGAGCCUAUGCACUGGCCUUUGCUUCGGGAUCAUCCACGACAGCAACAGUGUUGCAAUCGCUCGGCCCCAACGCACAUAUCGUCAGUGUGAACGAUGUCUACGGAGGGACCUUCCGUUACAUUCGGCGGGUAGCAGCAGAGAACCAGGGCCUGGAGGCGACCUUCCUGGAUCUGGAGAAUGCAAGUGAUGAGGACAUCAUAGCGUCAUUCAGAGAGAAUACGAAACUUGUCUGGAUAGAAUCGCCCACGAAUCCGACCCUGCGACUGAUAGAUAUCCAGCGUAUCGCUCACCUCGCCCAUUCGCAUCCUUUUCGGCCCGUCGUCCUCGUAGACAACACCUUCCUAUCCCCAUUCUACUCUUCCCCACUGCUUCUGGGCGCCGACAUUGUCCUGCACUCGCUCACAAAAUACAUCAAUGGUCACUCCGACGUCGUCAUGGGCGCCUUAAUCCUCCCCGACUCGCAGGCGGUGCUCGCGGACAAGCUCCGGUUCCUACAGAACGCCAUCGGUGCCGUUCCGAGUGCGUACGACUGCUGGCUUGCCCAACGCGGUGCGAAGACGCUGCAUCUCCGUAUGAAGCAGCACGGGCUGAACGCCCUCGCCGUGGCGCGGGCCCUGGAGACGUCCCCUGGUGUCGAGGAGGUGAUUUACCCCGGUCUCCCGGGCAAGACGGAAGUGUCGAGGAGGAGGAACAAGCUCGCCUGGCGGGUGCUCAGCCCAGCAGCGCGCAAGUUCAUUGGCGCAGAGGGCGAUCAUCCACCAGCGAACGGCUUCCCGUUCAGUGGUAUGAUCUCGUUUAGGAUACGCGGUGGCCAGGAAGAGGCGGACAGGUUCCUGACGAGUACCCGCCUAUUCACGCUCGCGGAGUCGCUGGGCGGCGUGGAGAGUCUGGCUGAACACCCCGCCCAGAUGACGCACGGCAGCAUCCCACCCGCCGAGCGCGCCAUCCUUGGCAUCGGCGACAACCUCAUCCGCCUGAGUGUGGGUGUGGAGGAGGAAGAGGAUCUGGUGGAUGAUGUGUUGCAGGCGGUGAGAGCUGCGACUGGCCUGUAG